This is a messenger RNA of Paramisgurnus dabryanus, 3571 nucleotides long. RefSeq names its product E74-like factor 2b (ets domain transcription factor) (gene elf2b). The record is from RefSeq and is a predicted model, not a curated record. NCBI's taxonomy places the organism in Eukaryota, Metazoa, Chordata, Actinopteri, Cypriniformes, Cobitidae. Gene Ontology annotation, cellular component: nucleus. Gene Ontology annotation, molecular function: sequence-specific DNA binding; DNA-binding transcription factor activity, RNA polymerase II-specific. Gene Ontology annotation, biological process: cell differentiation; regulation of transcription by RNA polymerase II.
AUGUGAUCCUGUCUCACAGAAUGCUGAGUCGAACAUAAAAACUCUGCAUAAGCCUGUAGACACGAGAAGAUAGAUUGCAAAGAAACUGAUUCUUCAAAGAACGGAGAUGUAGAGAAACAGGUGUGGAAGAUACAAGAAACAGAAAACGAAAGCGUUAGGGUGUACAUGAUCAGCUCUAAAAAAAAAACACAGGCUGUUAUCCGCCUCAUAGUUGUACAUUACUCAGUAUUUCUUUGAUGGUGUCCGGGGAAAAACGUCUGGAUUCUGUUGUCUCAGGUUGUUGGAAUGUGGAGUUUUUGGAAGAACAGGGAACCAUGGUUGAAGUGGACCGGAUACCUUUGUUUACGGGAAUGUCUUGGACUGUUUCCUGGGAAUUGGAAUGCAUCUUGGAGGGGGAACAUUGUGGGAUUUUUACAGCUGCACCAGAAACAAAAAGUUGGAAAUGGAUGAAAAGCUUUCCUGUUCUGGAGGUUGCCACAGGGGGUCAGCAGAGCGUGGGGUAUGAGUCAUGACAUCUGUGGUGCUCGUAGACAGUGGAGGAGCUGUGGUGGAGUACGUCACUGCAGUGGAUGACCAUUUACCGGAGGAAGGAGUGUGUGAGAUCGAGGGGGAAAUGGAGGGGGAAAUUGAAGGAGAAGUAGAGGGGGAAGUUGAGUAUCCUGCAGUGAUCGUGGAGCCGGUACCCAGCGGACGGAUGGAGCAGGGAUUCUCUGCUCAGGUGCUGGUUUAUGAUGAUGAGACCUACCUGAUGCAGGGUGUAGCUGAAGAGCAGGAGGUGGAGACAGAAGUGCUAGAGACAGUGGAAGCAUCAGUUCAUGGCUCAAUUGUGCAUUGCUCAGACAAAACCAUUGAGGCUGCAGAAGCUCUUCUGCAUAUGGAUUCUCCCUCCAGCUUACGUGGAGACCGGAGCCCAGAGGUCUUCGUGCCUCCAUGUGUCAACACUUCCGAGUUCCUGCACGCCGCCAUGCGGCCCGACGUGCUGACAGAGACCGUUGUAGAGGUCAGCACGGAGGACUCCGAGCCUAUGGAGAUGGUCACGGUUUUUCAGGAACCCGAAGUGAUGGAGACAGAACCCUCUAAGAGAAGAAAAUCCGGGCGGAAACCCAAACCCCAUCACAUUUCAAACGGAUCCCCGGAUCUAGGCAUCAAGAAGAAGUCUAGAGAAGGAAAAGGAAGCACGUAUCUUUGGGAGUUUCUAUUGGACCUGCUGCAGGAUAAGAACACCUGUCCCAGAUACAUCAAGUGGACCCAGCGGGAGAAAGGCAUCUUCAAAUUAGUGGACUCUAAAGCUGUGUCAAAGCUGUGGGGCAAACACAAGAACAAGCCGGAUAUGAAUUAUGAAACCAUGGGCAGAGCGCUUAGGUAUUACUAUCAGAGAGGAAUCUUGGCUAAAGUAGAAGGUCAGAGGUUGGUGUACCAGUUUAAGGAAAUGCCUAAAGACAUUGUAGUCAUUGAUGACGAAAAGUGUGACCCUGGUGAUGACAUAAGUGGCGAGAAGACCUACGAGCGUGUUCCUCCUUCAUCUGACACUCACAUGUUGACUACUGACCUCUCCAAAACACCUGCCAUCUUGAGAGGUGGUGGUAGGACUCUGGUCCAUCCAGGCUCCCCAAAAGCCAAAUCUGCGCUCGCGGCAUCUCCCAUUCAACGUAUUGUAACGGUCUCCGCCACACCGGACUCGACGACCCAUACCAUCAUCUCCAAUGCCAGUGCACCCAGGACUGUGCGGGUUGCUAUGCAAGUGCCAGUUGUCAUGACGAAUUCUUUGGGACAGAAGAUCUCCACGGUGGCCGUGCAGUCAGCGAAUCCGUCCAUCCUCACCACGGCACCCACCAACGCCGGAACGGCGACCGGCACGAACGCACCCAAAGUCUUGUUUCAGACCAUGCCAACAAUGGUGCCCGCCACAGCAGAGAACGGUGACAAAAUCACAGUUCAACUCGCUAAGAUAAUCACCAUUCCGGCUUCCCAGCUAACGCAGUGCCAGCUACAGGGCAAACCUGGCAGCCCCACAGGCAUCAAUUUGAUGGGUGCCCCCCUCGCCGUCCGAGCCCUCACACCCGUGUCUAUGGCGCCAGGCACGCAGGUGGUCAGACUGGCAAUGCCUGCCCACCAGAGUCCAGGUCAGACGAAGACACAGGUCCCCAUUUCAAUCCAGACGCAAGCUCAACUCCCAAUCUCCGUCCAGACGGCGUCCCAUCAGAGCCCCACACAGGUCACGAUACCCGCUUCAGUUUCUGUUCAGAAUCAAGUGUCAGUUCCAGUUCAAAUCCAGAUUCAACAGAGCAAGGUUUCUCCGAGACCAAGGAGCACCGACUCCAAACCGGACAGCACUUCGAUGGAACGGGUGAUCGUGGUCCAGACGGGACCUGAGCAGGACAAUCCCACACGAGUAGAAGUGGUGGAAGAUUCAAAACCACAGCUUGAAGCAGUGCAAGCAGAGAGCUGAGGAGCGAAGCAUCGUCAGACACGAACAUUAAUAACUAAUCAAUACAGACACAAACUUACACCGGUUACUAUUCAAUCACACGCUGGGUGUUUUUCUACCCCGUACCGAACUAACUGGAGAUUAUUGUACAGUACAAGUGUGGUUUAAUUGUACAAAAUAUUACCAGGUAAAAACUCAACAAGCAGGCAUUGUUGCAAAGACUGCAUCAGCGCCGCAAUUCGCACAUCAUGUGGAUAAAAUCGACGUAAACGUCAAAGAAUUAUUGGAUAUCUGUUGUUUCAAUUAUGAAUUGGUAUAGGGACCAAUGUAAAGAUCACUACAGUUCUCCGACGAUAUUUUCGACACUAACCGUUAAAUAGAACACUAAAGUAAAUAGUAAAGUCGAAAAGCAAAUGUGAACUUUCGAGGAAGUGUAAAUUUGACUUUUUUUAAACUUGUAUAAAGAGUUUUUUCUUUUACGUUAAAAUUAUAACGCGAAACCAGCAGUUUCAUUUGAAGAUCACUGUGAACGCGCGCAGUUCUGCCGGUGUGCUGCCGUAUCACAGGAACUUUGAGUCGAUUCUUCCUCCACUUCUACUAAGGGAAGAAAUGAAAUGAACUUUGUAUAUAUGAAUUAUACAGUUUACUGAAUUUAUAAACAAUGCAGCCUUAGAAUCGUUUAUUUUUCGGUCUUGUUUUUUUGUAAGUCAAACUUAUUAAGCUUAUGUUGUGUUAAUCUCUUGUUUUUCCCCACACGUCGUACCGAGCACAGUAUUACUGGCAAACCAUCUUUUUGUAGUCCAUUUUUGAAGCUUUUGGAUGAAAACAAUCCGUACCAUUUGGUUCAUUGGUGUCCCAAGUCUAGAAGACUUGACCCUGUGGCAAUUUGUUGUCACCGAAGUACAGUAAAAGGUCAAUCGGCAGCAUGCACCCUCACUGCAAAUACAGACGUUUUUUUGCGCAUUUUCUUUUGCCAUUCGCUUUUUAUUACUCCUUUAGAGAGGGAGAACCGAGAUGUUUGUGUUCAGAAUAAUCUAGUUUGUAUAUUCAACAUUUGAAGUAUAUUCUAUUUUGUUGUACUCUUGUUUCAAAGUGUACUCAAGUAGAUUUUACUCUAAUAUAAAAAGUAUUCAUGACAUUUGA